AUGACUGACCAAAAGGAAAUUAAGGAAGAUUUGGGAAAAUCCAAAUCAAGGGCACAUGUCCUUCAAAUCGAUCGAGACUAUUUUAAUCCCUAUAAUGGAUCACAUUGGAGCAUAUCCACAUUCCUUUAUGACAUGGCUAUGUGCUUGUUCAAUAUCAUGUUUACAAUAUUUUUUAGAGAAAUUAAGGUUCGUGGUGCAUGCAAUAUGCCUCAACAAGGUGUCCCCACAAUCUUGGUAUGUGCCCCACAUGCCAAUCAAUUCAUUGAUCCCAGUCUUGUGAUGUUGGAAACACGGAAAUUGACUAGUGGUAGAGGUAGACAGGCAUGUUUUGUGACUGCAGAAUCCAGUAUGAAAAUGAAAAUUGUUGGAUUUUUUGGAAGAAUUAUGGGUAGUAUACCUGUUCCUCGUGCCCAAGAUUAUUUAGAACCUGUGGAUCCAAACAUCGAAAUAUAUUGUCCUGAUUUUGAUAAUGAACCAACCUUGAUUGAAGGCCGUUGUAUAGAAGACCCAUCUAAAUCUCCAGAGUUUACCACUCACUUCAUGGCCAAAUCCUUGUUGGGUUUACCAGAUUAUUUAGCUAAUGCCCAAAUUAAAGAGGUCGUAGAUGAUAAAACAAUAAUUCUUUCAUCUCCAUUCAAAUCAUCUAAUCCUCGCGUAGCAAAAUUAUUAAAAGAUGGUACAAAUUUUAAAUAUGCUAAAAAAGUUGAUAACUCAAAAGUUUUCCAAAAUGUAUUCAAUCAUUUACACUCAAGUGGCACUGUUGGCAUUUUUCCUGAAGGUGGGUCUCAUGACAGACCAUCUCUGUUACCAAUCAAAGCGGGGGUAGCCAUCAUGGCAUUGGGUGCUGCUGCUGCUGACCCAAAUAUGAAGGUUUAUGUGGUUCCUGUUGGGUUACAUUAUUUCCAUAGACACAAAUUUAGAUCCAGAGCUGUUAUUGAAUAUGGUGAACCAAUCAUUGUGGAUGGAACCAUGGGUCAACAAUAUUUGGAAUCUCCAAGGGAAACCACUUCAACAUUGUUAAAUAAAAUCACUGAAUCACUAUAUUCCGUUACUGAGAAUGCACCAGACUAUGAUACUUUAAUGACCAUCCAAGCUGCCAGAAGGUUAUUUCAAUCAUAUGAAAUACCUGAACACAGAUUAUCAUUACCUUUAAUUGUGGAAAUUAAUAGACGUUUGUUAGUUGGAUAUUCUAAAUACAAAGAGGAUCCUAGAAUCAUCAAAUUGAAAGAAAUGGUUACUGCUUAUAAUGAUAUAUUGUAUUCUUAUGGACUAAAAGAUCACCAAGUUGAAAAAUUACAAUCUUCUACAACUAAAGAUGUUAUCCGCUGUUUUUUUCUUUUAAUCGAAAGAUUAGCCAGGUUACUUGUAUUUUUCGUUUUAUCGUUACCAGGUUCGGUUUUAUUUACUCCCAUCUUCAUUGUCAGUAAUGUUUAUUCCAAGAAAAAACAACGUGAGGGGUUAAAGAAAUCUGUGGUGAAAUUGAAAGGUUUAGAUUUAUUGGCUACUUGGAAGAUCAUUGUAGCUUUAUGUUUGGCACCUAUCCUUUAUGUUACAUAUUCUCUAAUCCUAAUUUAUACACAAUGGCUAUGGGUACCUUCAAUAAUAUUAAAUUCUACAAUUGGUCAAUUUAUCUAUUUUUACUCAAUUCUGGUAUUAACCACAUAUUCUAGUCUAAAAACAGGUGAGAUUGGAAUAGAUUUGUUGAAAUCAUUGCGUCCAUUAUUUGUUUCAUUGUUUUAUCCAAAUGACAAGAUUACAAAACUAAAAUCUAUGAGGAAAGAAUUGUCACAUGAGAUCACACAUAUCUGUGAUGAGUUAGGGCCUACUGUAUUCCCAGAUUAUGAGAAAUUUAAAACCUUGAAUGAUUUUGAGGGAAUGGCCUCUUUAGAUUCAACUUUGAAGCCCGUACAACCCAGAAGCCGUUCAAGUUCAAUUCAUUCUAUUGGGUCAAUCUUAUCUAAUGCUUUAUCCCGAGUCAAUUCUCGUGGUUCCCUAUCAGAUAUUCCAAUUUUCCAUGACUCAAGACCGCCAAGUUACAUUGCAGGUUCCACAACAAACAGAGAAGAUGUCGAUAGCAGUGAUGAAGAGGAAUUCGAAGAUGAGACGCAUUGUAAUGAGGAGAAUGCUAGUGAGUUAAGGGCUAGAAACCAAUCAAAGAUUACUAAUUUAAUUAGAGAGAAAUGGAAGGACCAAGAUUAA
Messenger RNA from Arxiozyma heterogenica, 2199 nucleotides. RefSeq names its product bifunctional glycerol-3-phosphate/glycerone-phosphate O-acyltransferase GPT2 (gene GPT2). Gene Ontology annotation, biological process: phospholipid biosynthetic process. Gene Ontology annotation, molecular function: glycerone-phosphate O-acyltransferase activity; glycerol-3-phosphate O-acyltransferase activity. The transcript has a single exon. Bases 1 to 2199 code for a protein of 732 amino acids. Lineage: Eukaryota; Fungi; Ascomycota; Saccharomycetes; Saccharomycetales; Saccharomycetaceae. The record is from RefSeq and is a predicted model, not a curated record.